AGAGAGAGAGAGACGGACAGACAGACAGACAGAGAGACAGAGAGAGAGAGAGAGAGAGAGAGAGAGAGAGAGAGAGAGAGAGAGACAGAGAGAGAGAGAGAGGAAUACUUUUCCUGUCACCUAACUUCUUGCAAACUGUGCUGGACUGGAGUGUGAGAAAUACAGUGUGAAAUAGAAAAGAUAGAAGAAGGAUAUUGGCGAAAGAGAGAAGGACUUCUCAGUCUACCAACAUGGAUUGUUCCAGUGGAGUUGUGUGUGACUGACGCAGGGAUAGGUUUGGCGUCCAAACAAAUAAUGAUGAAAACAGCUGUUCUCGCUAAGGAAACCGGAGCAUUUGCUGGCUGGGGUGAAUGCUGAGCCUCGCUCCACACCUAGACCCCCCCUCACCCCUAACUUAUCCUCAGGGUCAACAGCACCGUUCCCUCCACCUAGACCCCCCUCUCCUCAGGACCACCCCUGAUGACUCCCCCGACUCCCCCCUCUAAACCCUCCUCUCCCCCUGUCUCACCCCCACCCCCUGUCUCACCCGCUGACCCCACUCCCUCACCACCAUUCCAUUUAGACUCCUCCACCCCCCUCCCCCCUAAACCCCUCACUCCCUCCUCACCCUCCUCAUCCACACCACCCCUUCUUUCAGCAUCUGAACCACACCCUCCUCAAAUUGACUUGACCAUUGGCUCCACUGACACCACUGAUGUCCCUCAUGCCACUGUCCCAGAGGACUGUACCCCCCCACUCCCCAAACCCCUAGCAGAGGCAUCCACUUCACUCCUCCCCACACCAAUAUCCCCUCAAGUCUCAGUACCCUCUACAAUCCCUUUUCCUAAUAUCUUGGAUGUCUCUCCUCCUCCUCUCCCCUUAGAUAUGUCCUCUUCAGUCCCGGAGCUCUCUUCUUCAGAGCCAACCGUACAAGCACUUUCCUCUCACCCAGUCCCAAAUCCCUCCUCACUUCCUCUCUCCUCUGCCUGUGUACCUCCUAUAGCAAAAACCCCUCUCCCCACUCCCCCCAUUCAUCCUCUCUCAAAACCCUCCUUAUCUCCUUUCUCCUCUCCCCCUGUUCCCCCUGUCUCAAAGUUCUCUUCCCCCCCUCUUCCGAGACCCUCAGCAACUCGAAAACUCUCCGGUCCAUCCCAGCCGAGACCCCCUGUUCCUCACCCUCACUCGAUAGCGAAGCCAUCCUCCCCUGCUCUCCCCAGACCCCCUCUUCCAUCUACCAAGCCCUCGUCUCCCCCUCUCCCCACCCCGCUAGUCCCUCUUUCAGCUAAGCCCUCCUCAGCCCCAGCCCCAGCCCCAACCCCAGCCACAGACCCACCACCUAGCAUCAGUAUCCUGGAGAAGCUGAUCAAAACAUGUCCUGUGUGGUUGCAGUUAGCCAUGGCCCAGGAGAAAUCCUCACUUAUACUGAAGAAAGAAACUCCUGGGAUCUUUUUAGUGCGCAAAAGCCCGGACCAGAAGGCCAUGGUUCUGUCAGUACGUGUGUCUAACCAGCAGGGGGAGCUUCAGGUCCAGGACAUUCUGGUUAAAGAAGAGAAGUCAUUGAUCUACCUGGAAGGGUCUGUCCUGGUCUUUGACACCAUCUUCAAACUCAUCUCCUUCUACUGUGUCAGCCGGGAUAUUCUCCCCUUCACUCUGAGGUUGCCAGAGGUCAUCGUCCAGGCAACCAAGUAUGAAGAUAUAGAGACGAUAUCGACUUUAGGCUCAGAUUUCUGGGGCUCUCAGCUGAACAGUUCCUCUGAGGAGCCAGGACAAAAGGACACACCAGUAGAGCAGGGCCGGGGUCACAGCUCCUCCUGUGAGAUCCAUCUGUCUGCUGGGACCGGUAACGAGCGGCUGUGGUACGUUAACCCCGUCUUCAUUGAGGAGUAUUGCAGCAGCCUGGAGGCCUCCACCCCCGUCGCUGCUCCCAUCCUCAGGAGCCAGAGCCUGAACACCCCAGGCCAAGGGCAGGGCCAAGUACCCCCCAAAUUCACGCCCCCACCCCGACCCCCUAAUGCCCCCGAGGGAUUGUUACUGUCACAGGGGGCCAAGCAUGGGAACAGAGGGACGUCUGAUUCCCCCUCCCCACGCUCACCACCCACACCUCUUACAGUUACAACCAAGUUAGGGCAGAAAGGAGAAGGAAACUGCAGCAAAGGCAAUGGGGAGGGAGAGAGAGCUGCUUCUCAGCUUUUCUCAGAGAGAGAGGUGUCAGUUACAGCCACUGACUCAGUAGCAGCUACUCAGCCUCUAGAGCAUCUGUCACCACACGGAGCAACAGCUAGACAUCAGCACCCAGCACCCCGACCACCCCCACACAGGAUACCACUUGUGCCCCUACGGCGGAUGCCCUCAGAGAAGCGUCCCCCACCCCCAGGACAGGAGCCGCCCCAGCCAGAAGGAGGCCCCCUGACCCUCACCACACCCUCAAAGAGGAAGAUGAAGGAGGAGGGAAGUGUUGGCACAGUGCCUGUUUCUUCACUGGUGUGCAUCGACGGCACCACCAACAUGGUAGAGGAGAAGAAGGAGUUAAGAGUGGAGCCCUAUGCUGGUGAGACAGAGACACUGCAGAGGCAAGGGACAUCAGAGACUUCAAACAGCAGUGACGCUGUUAGCGUGGCUGCACCAGCCCCUCUGACGAAGAGGGCCGCACCGCCAGUCCCGCCUCCCAGAAAGAAUAAGCCCUCCCAGGCCACGCCCACUACAACUCUCUCCACAGACGUGAUAGGUGGAGGACUUCUUUCAAUCAAUGCGUCAUCAGACACACCCCAGACCUCCAGCAUCCCCUCGCCAGCCCGGAGGGCCAUUUCCAUCGCUGAGGGGGAGGUGAGGGAGAACAGGGGGGCAGAUGUGUCCCUGUACGCCCCUGAUGGUGGCACGGCCCUCCCUGCACUGGACCAUGACUCUUACUCUACCAGCAGCACAGAGGAGGAGGCCGACACGGUGGCCAGUCAGGCUGGAGGGGCCAUUGGGACCAACAAUACCAAAGUGUCAAUGAAAAGGACCCCGACCAUCAUGCUGGACCGUGCCAAGCAACGCCUCUCCAUGGUCAACUUCUCCAGUGUGUUCACCAACUUCAUGAGCGCUGACCACAAGCUGCAGAAGAGGAUGGUGGAACUGUCCCGGGACGGGAGCUCCUACUUCGGGAACCUGGUGAAGGAUUACAGGGUGUACAUUCUGGAGACCAUGGGGAAGCACAGCUCCAGCACUGAGCUGCUGCAGGAGAUCAGGCAGAUGAUAACCCAGCUGAAGAGUUACCUCAUCCAGAGCACUGAGCUGCAGAACCUCCUGGAGCCCAACGUCUACACAGAGGACAAACUAGAGGUGAUUAUGGAGGCUGCUCUGUGUAAGGCUGUGCUGAAGCCUCUGCGGGAGGCUGUCUACUCCGGCCUGAAGGACAUCCACUCCGGGGGCUCUCUGAAGAGGCUGAAGGAGAACCAGAGUGUGGUCCUGGGCACCACCACCACAGAUCUGGGGGUCACCACCAGCGUUCCAGAGAUCCCUGUCAUGGAGAAGAUCAAUCUGAAGCUGAUGACCCUCCACCUUGAGUACUCCCCUCAGAAGAAGAUUGAUCUGCUCCUCAAGACCUGCAAGAUCAUCUAUGAGUCCAUGUCUAUAGGCUGCCCAGGAAAGGCCUUUGGUGUAGAUGACUUCCUGCCAGUGCUGAUGUACGUCCUGGCAAGGAGCAACAUGGCCUUCCUGCUACUGGACGUAGAGUACAUGAUGGAGCUGAUGGACCCUGCACUGCAGCUAGGAGAAGGCUCCUACUACCUGACGACCACGUAUGGGGCCUUGGAGCACAUAAAGAACUAUGACAAGCAGGCGGUGACACAGCAGCUCAGUCUGGAGAUCCAGGACUCUAUCCACCGCUGGGAGAAGAGACGCACCCUGAACAAGGCUCGGGUGUCACGCUCAUCUGUACAGGACUUCAUCAAUGUGUCGUUCCUGGAGGCGGGGUCUAACACUAAGACCCUGGGGGUUCUCCCCACCACCACGGCCCAGGACCUGUGUGCCCAGUGUGCUGAGAAGUUCGAGGUGCUGGAGCCAGAGUUCUACAGCCUGAGUGUACUAGUUGAGGGCCACUACCAGCUCCUGGCCCCGGGGGAGUCCCCCCUCACCAUCAAGUCUAGUUUUCACCACAGUGAGCCCCGCAAGGAGUACCAUUUUGUCUACCGGCCUGGAAGGACAGAGUCGGAAGGGCAGGAGGCAGAGAGUGAGGAGCCAGCGCCCACAGCGCCCACAGCGGAGACAGAGCCUGACGAGGAGGAGAGUCUGAUCGAGAUAUGAUAUUAAGGUGUGUGUGUGUGUUGCGUGCAUGCAUGGCCUCGACGAAGCUCAAAUUAUUGAGGAGCUGCUCAAGGGAAUGCAAUGGCAUCCUCCUCAACCAUAACAGACAUUUGAAACGAGACAUGGAUUUUUUUCUUUAGUGGAGCAAAAUGGACUCAAGUCCAAGAUGAACAUGAUAGUUCUGCCAAACCAUACAAUCUUCAAUAAAAAUACAAUCUUCAGGUUUGAGAACAUGUGGAGACUUUGUGAAAGAAGAGAACCAUCACCACACCUAGGACCUCAGGUCUAAAUUUCACUCAAGUUUACUUUGGCUUCUGUAUGACUUCUACGCUGACUCAUCUUGCUCAGUGAGUCCCUGCAAGGUUGACCAAGCUGCAGCGAUAAAGGGAUAUUGUCCUCCUCUAGUUUGAAAGGGUACAAUGGCAUGGAUAAUUAAAAGAUAAAGGAUCAGGACAAGGAGACUCGGCUUGCAUCCCAAAUGGCACCCUAUUCCCUAUUCCCUAGUAGUGCACUACUUUUGACCGGGGGACCAUUAAGGGCACUAUGUAGGGAAUAUGUAUGUAGGGAUGUAGGGAAUAGGGUCUAAUUUGGGCCGACCAUGUAUCCUGUCCGGUCGGUGUUCAUUUUCAUAUUUAACAGACUUUACGCUUCUUCAACAGUUCCGACAGACAAUGAGCUGUUCAAUGGUUUAGCUAAUUGAAUUUUGCAUGACAAUAUCCUUGCCAAUAUUAUCUGAGUGGGUUUAUAUGCUCAAGAAAGACUGCUACUCUCUGUAUAUCCAUAUUUGCUCUGCUAGAUUUGUAUACUCUUGCAGCUGUGCUGUGGAUAGGUUUCAUCAAUGUCCUGAAUGAACCUUUGAUGUCUCAUUCUAGAAGGUAUCUGUUACAAUACCAUCCAUUAAGGUCAAACGCAAUUCCCUUAAGUCUACCAGGCACUCAUGGUUUACAUUGGUUAAUGGUGCUAAGCCAUAUUAUACUGUAAUUAAUUAAACUGUCACCAUGACUUUAUAUAGUGUGUCUUUUUGAUUGUUUCUCACAUUUGAUGUGAAUUGUGUCGUUUUUCGUAUGCGAACUGUUUCAUGUGGACGUAUCAGGAGAUGAAAUGCUGGAUAUACAUUUUUUGAUCCUUUCAGAAAUUCCAAUGUGGUAUCAAUAGAAUUGAUCCACACACUGAAUAACAAAAUCCCUAAUUUACCCGUGUAGAAUUCUGUGGAAAAUGAUGUCAUAUUGGCUUGCUUUCCUAAAAAAUCAGAAUGAAGUGAAGUAUUGUCUUACAAAAGGAGACAGGACAAGGAUAUAUCAGGUUGUUUGUGUUGGUGUGUGCAUGUGUGAUGUCUUUCUGUCUGUGACGUUUUGGGGGUACAAAGAAAUGAGGGGGUGUGUUGUCUGUAUGUCAGAUGGAGAGCGGGAGAGAUAAAGAGGGGGAGAGAUGGAGAGAGGGAGAGAUGGAGAGAGGGAGAGAGGAUGAGAUGGAGAGAGGGAGAGAUGAGGAGAGGGAGAUAUGGAGAGAGGGAGAGAUGGAGAGAUGAGGAGAGAGGGAGAUGGAGAGUACGCUCGAUGACGUCUAAGAGGUUAUCAGUUUGCACACGUAACAGAGUCCUUAAUUGAAACAAUAACAAUGCCCACCCCGCCUCUGUUUUGCUAACAAGCUGAGGGAUGGGACUGGAGAAAUGUAACCACUCUCAGAUUCAUAGGCAGAGCUAUGCAUUUGUUUAAAUUUUUUUUGAUUUCACCUUUAUUUAACCAGGUAGACAAGUUGAGAACAAGUUCUCAUUUACAAUUGCGACCUGGCCAAGAUAAAGCAAAGCAGUCCGGCACAUACAACAGCACAGAGUUACGCAUGGAGUAAAACAAACAUACAGUCAAUAAUACAAUAGAAAAAUAAGUCUAUAUACAAUGUGAACAAAUGAGGUGAGAUAAGGGAGGUAAAGGGAAAAAAAGGCCAUGGUGGCGAAGUAAAUACAAUAUAGCAAGUAAAACACUGGAAUGGUAGAUUUGCAGUGGAAGAAUGUGCAAAGUAGAGACAGAAAUAAUGGGGUGCAAAGGAGCAAAAUAAAUAAAUACAGUAGGAGAGGUAGUUGAUUGAAAUAAAUUAUAGAUGGGCUAUGUACAGGUGUAGUAAUCUGUGAGCUGCUCUGACAGCUGGUGCUUAAAGCUAGUGAGGGAGAUAAGUGUUUCCAGUUUCAGAGAUUUUUAUAGUUUGUUCCAGUCAUUGGCAGCAAAGAACUGGAAGGAGAGGCGGCCAAAGGAAGAAUUGGUUUUGGGGGUGACCAUAGAGAUAUACCUGCUGGAGCGCGUGCUACAGGUGGGUGCUGCUAUGGUGACCAGCGAGCUGAGAUAAGGGGGGACUUUACCUAGCAGGGUCUUGUAGAUGACCUGGAGCCAGUGGGUUUGGCGACGAGUAUGAAGCGACGGCCAGCCAACGAGAGCGUACAGGUUGCAGUGGUGUAUAGUAUAUGGGGCUUUGGUGACAAAACGGAUGGCACUGUGAUAGACUGCAUCCAAUUUAUUGAGUAGUGUAUUGGAGGCUAUUUUGGAAAUGACAUGGCCGAAGUCGAGGAUCAGUAGGAUGGUCAGUUUUACAAGGGUAUGCUUGGCAGCAUGAGUGAAGGAUGCUUUGUUGUGAAAUAGGAAGCCAAUUCUAAAUUUAACUUUUGAUUGGAGAUGUUUGAUGUGAGUCUGGAAGGAGAGUUUACAGUCUAACCAGACACCUAUGUAUUUGUAGUUGUCCACAUAUUCUAAGUCAGAACCGUCCAGAGUAGUGAUGUUGGACGGGCGGGCAGUUGCAGGCAGCGAUUGGUUGAAGAGCAUGCAUUUAAUUUUACUUGUAUUUAAGAGCAAUUGAAGGCCACAGAAGGAGAUUUGUAUGGCAUUGAAGCUCAUCUGGCGGGUUGUUAACACAGUGUCCAAAGAAGGGCCAGAAGUAUACAGAAUGGUCUCAUCUGCGUAGAGGUGGAUCAGAGACUCACCAGCAGCAAGAGCGACAUCAUUGAUGUAUACAGAGAAGCGAGUCGGUCCAAGAAUUGAACCCUGUGGCACCCCCAUAGAGACUGCCAGAGGUUUGGACAACAGGUCCUCCGAUUUGACACACUGAACUCUAUCAGAGAAGUAGUUGGUGAACCAGGCCAGGCAAUCAUUUGAGAAACCAAGGCUUCAGAGUCGAAAGCCCUGGCCAGGUCAAUGAAUACAGCUGCACAGUAUUGUUUCUUAUCGAUGGCGGUUAAGAUAUCGUUUAGGACCUUGAGCGUGGCUGAGGUGCACCCAUGACCAGCUCUGAAACCAGAUUGCAUAGCGGAGAAGGUAUGGUGGGAUUCGAAAUGGUCUGUAAUCUGCAAGGACUGACCAUCCAUGAUGUUCCAGGUAUAGUUGUAACCAUGUCUUGAGGCUACACAGUGUUUGUUUACAUUUACAGUGUUUAUAACCAAUGGAGUAAAACAAGCUUCUACUUAGGGUUCUGAUGGGGUUUGACAAUCGAUCUAAGCUCAUGAAGCAUUUAUACGUUAUAUUCUUCAAGAAUCAACAGUAUAAUAUCAUGGAUUCAAAUUCCAAAAAUGGAUGUAGCAACUAUGGAUUUUAGCUUUAAGAACUUACCGAAAGCUCACUCCACAUCCAGCUUGAAAUAUCACCAAUGGAACUAUCAAAUUAAAACUAUUUUUUAUAGCUUAAUUGGUUGGUACGAGCAGAGGCAGGGACAGUGGAGGAAGCUGUGCUGUUAGCAGCUCACUGACGUCAUUUCCAUUGGUUGAAUCCCUAUUUGCAUAAAGUGUACAAGGCGAUGAUGCAAUAUGUUAGUUCUUUGUUUGGACCCUCUUUGCAAUGCAACACAGAGGUUUGGAGAUGACAUGGUUUCAGAGUCAUUGAACUGGUAUUAUGCAAUGCCACGAAGUGUCUUUAUGUCGUUCUCCAUUUGGAAAUGUAUACUUGCAUUUGAUUGGAUGAAGCCAACAACAGUAAGGAGACAGCACCGAGAAGCUGACAGCGAAAUGAUCACGGGCGAUAAAAAGGGGAAGAAAAAGAGAGGCCAGGGAGAGAGAGGUUGAGGUUAAGGCUAUGUGAGCGUCAUAAGAGUGCGUUGAAACGAGGUGAGUCAAACGCACCUCAGUUACUUAUCCUUCUUCUUUCCCUUUUUCCUCUUCUGUCUUUUUCGGGACUACAUUUUUUCGUGCCAGGCCCUUAGUUACUUCUGUAGCAAUGACACUAUCUUAGCCCUGCUCUGCUCGAAACGAUGACACUGUGAGGACGUUUUAGAAUAGCGUGACCCCAGGAUGUCUUUGUAAGGUGGCCUCUCAUUUACUACUUACCCCUCAUCAAGUUGCCUCUUUCGGCCUCACCUCGGUCUCCCUACAUCUCGCAGUCUUUCACACUCCACAUCUCUUUCUGUCAUGAUCUCCCCCUUGCUCGCCCACACUUUUUCAGUUCUGCCCACACAUUUUCUAUAGGUUUGAGGACAGGGAUUUGUGAUGGCGACUCCAAUACCUUGACUUUGUUGUCCUUAAGCCAUUUUUCCACAACUUUGUAAGUAUGCUUGGGGUCAUUGUCCAUUUGGAAGACCCAUUUGCGACCAUGCUUUAACUUCCUGAAUGAUGUCUUGAUAUGUUGCUUCUAUAUAUCCACAUAAUUUUCCAUCCUCAUGAUGCCGUCUAUUUUGUGAUGUGCACCAGUCCCUCCUGCAGCAAAGCACCCCCACAACAUGAUGCUGCCACUCCCAUGCUUCACAGUUGGUAUGGUGUUCUUCGGCUUGCAAGCCUCCCCCUUUUUCCUCCAAACAUAACGAUGGUCAUUAUGGCCAAACAGUUCUAUUUUUGUUUCAUCAGACCAGAGGACAUUUCUCCAAAAAGUACGAUCUUUGUCCCCAUGUGCAGUUGCAAACCGUAGUCUGGCUUAUUUAUGGCGGUUUUGGAGCAGUGACUUCUUCCUUGCUGAGCGGCUCUCAGGUUAUAGGACUCGUUUUAUGUGGAUAUAGAUAUUUUGUACCUGUGUCCUCCAGCAUCUUCACAAGGUCCUUUCCUGUUCUGGGAUUGAUUUGCACUUUUCGCACCAAAGUACGUUCUUCUCUAAGAGAGAGAACACGUCUCCUUCCUGAGUGGUAUGAUGGCUGCGUGGUCCCAUGGUGUUUAUACUUGUGCACUAUUGUUUGUACAGAUGAACGUGGUACCUUCAGGCGUUUAGAAAUUGCUCCCAAUUUUUUUCUGAGGUCUUGGCUGAUUUCUUUUGAUUUUCCCAUGAUGUCAAGCAAAUAGGCACUGGGUUUGAAAUUAGGCCUUGAAAUACAUCCACAGGUACACCUCCAUUUGAAACAAAUUAUGUUAAUUCGCCUAUCAGCAGCUUCUAAAGCCAUGACAUCAUUUUCUGGAAUUUUCCAAGCUGUUUAAAGGCACAGUCAACUUAGUGUAUGUAAACCUCUGACCCACAGGAAUUGUGAUACAGUGAAUUAUAAGUAAAACAAUCUGUCUGUAAACAAUUGUUGGGAAAAUUACUUGUGCCAUGCACGAAGUAUAUGUCCUAACCGUCUUGCCAAAACUAUAGUUUGUUAACAAGAAAUUUGUGGAGUGGUUGAAAAACGAGUUUUAAUGACUCCAACCUAAGUGUAUGUAAACUUCUGACUUCAACUGUAAGUUAUAAUUUAAAAAAAAACAAUAUACUUCAAAUACGAGAUGUAUUUUUUGAGUAUAUCUUAUGUAUACUGUAAAUAUAAUAUCAUUACACUUCAACACACUUUUUAAAAGUUAAAAGUGUACUUUAUGUUAAUAGUUUUUUCAGUCUUUUAGAAUACUAUACUUGUCUAGUUAAAUAAAGGUGAAUUAAAUAAAAUAAUAAAAUACUAUAUGUUCACUAUCAUUAAACUUAAACACACUCAUUAAAACUGGUCUUCAACUUCAAUCGCUUUAUUUGUAAUUUAGUACUCAUUCAAAAUACACUUGGAUGUGGAAAAAGCAAUGUUUUUGAAAUGAAACUCUGCUUUGCGGUGAUCAUGUAAACUACAAGUGUACAGUGUCUUGCAAAAGUAUUUAUUCCCCUCGUAUUUCUUCACAUUUUAUUGUGUUACAAAGUGGGAAUAAAUUGAUUUGUCAUUCGUUGUCAAGAAUGAACACAAAAUACUCUGUAAUGUCAAAGGGCAGAGCCCCACCUGUUUUCAGCCCCACAUUUUUAGCAAAAAGAUUUCAAAAAACAUUUAUCAAAAUAUUUUGGGGGGAGCAUGCCCGUUUUGCUUGUUAUUUUGGCAUUAAUACGUGUCACAUAUCAGUUUGCAAACAAUGUAAAAAAUAUAUAUAUUGUUGAGUUAAUAAAGCCGCAUAUUAGCAUG
Messenger RNA from Oncorhynchus masou masou (cherry salmon), 10566 nucleotides. Its product is annotated as ras and Rab interactor 3-like. Lineage: Eukaryota; Metazoa; Chordata; Actinopteri; Salmoniformes; Salmonidae. Gene Ontology annotation, biological process: vesicle-mediated transport; signal transduction. Gene Ontology annotation, cellular component: cytosol; endocytic vesicle. Gene Ontology annotation, molecular function: small GTPase binding; guanyl-nucleotide exchange factor activity. The record is from RefSeq and is a predicted model, not a curated record.